AUGUGUCGGAGAACAAUUAACACAUAUAGGUUCAUUGUGAUGAAUCAUUCCAUGAAGAGAAGUACUUGGACAUGCCUAUUGAAGAAAUUGCUGAUAAUAUCAAAUCACAUGAUCUCUCCAGCCAAUGAGGAACUGCUUCCUGAUGACGUCAUCAAGAUGGUUGCCGAGACGUUGAUGGUGACGUUCGUGCGUGCGUGCCUGCUGUCUCAGGUGUCCGUGGGGGUGUGGGACAUGAUGUUGUCGACCAUGAAGUCGCUGCUGUCUGUCAACCAAGUCAUGCAGCAGUGGGCUUCUGCGUUGGACAUGUUGACGAAGACGUUAGCAUUUGUGGUCUACAAAGUCGAUUUAGCGGCGUUGAGCAGCGAGUCCACGAAAGGUGAGAAUGGUGUAAAUGAGAGCAAGAUGCGAUUCAAAAAAAGUAUGAAAAGAACUGCCAGACAACAGCAUGCAAAAACAGCUGAUUGUUCUUCAUCAUCUUUGACAUCAUCUUUAUCAUCAUCGGGUGCCGAAUGCAACAGGCACAGCGUCAUAUCUGCCUCAUCUGUCUUUGACGUUGAUUGUACAUUUUCCCCUGACGAAGUCAAUCAACUAACCAACUUCAUGUUAAACAACAACAAUAACAACAGCAGCGGCAACGAUAGCAACAGCAGCACUCUUAAUGGCUGCAAUGAAGGAGUACGUAUGGACGGCAACGACGACACAAACAUCGUCGACAUCAACAAGGUUCAUCAGACGAAUUCACUUGAUGCUAAUCUGAUCUCAAACGAUGUGAGGAAGAACAUUCGGCACGAUGAUAAUGGUGGUGAUGACGACGACAAGGGAGAGUUAGUUGGUGAUGUAAGUUACUCAGAUAGUGACCUAACCAUCAGAUCAUCAUCCAACUUUUCCAUCAACGACAGUCACCAUCACAGUUACCACAUCCUUAAUGAUAUCAACGACUUUGACGAGUACACGAGUAAGACGGAUGAUGAUGCCCACAGUCGUGAUAAAGAUGACGGAGACACCUAUGUUGAUAGCAAUAGUGGUCCUGAUUCUUCUGUCGACCUCUCAAAAUGCAACGAUAAGGAUGACGAAAUGAGUGACGACUUGAGUGAUUUGAAGAGCUGCUUUCCAUCCCUCCAAUCAGAUACCAGUACAGUUACAUCAACUAACAUCAGCAACAACAACAUCAGUAACAUCGACAACAACAACAUCCUCAGUGACAUCAGCAACGUCAACAACAACAUCAUCAACAACAUCAUCAACAACAACAUCAUCAUCAACAACAUCAUCAACAACUAA
Molecule: messenger RNA, 1281 nt
Organism: Helobdella robusta
Lineage: Eukaryota; Metazoa; Annelida; Clitellata; Rhynchobdellida; Glossiphoniidae
Exons: 6
Coding region: 1-1281 (426 amino acids)
Source: RefSeq, a predicted model, not a curated record